AUGAGCGCGUCUUGGGCCGCGACGCUCAAGAGCCACCACCAGCGGUUGGUCCACGCGAGCUCCGCCGAGCGACGGAGGAGAGCUGCGAGGCUCGACAAGACCACAUUCCUCGCUAGCCUCCGGUCCGCCAAAAAGGGCACGGCAGCAGGACCGUCGGGGGUCCGCGCUGAGCACCUCAAGCCGCUGCUGGAACACGAAGAGUCCAUGGACCUGCAAGGAUUCGUCGCCGUUGCCCUCGCGGAGGCGCGGAUUUGUCACGGGCAACGCUCCGCCUACCUGUGGCAAGACAAAAUGGGGACUUGUGCACGACGCGCGGAGCAGGGGGACGCGCUGGCCCCAGCCCUCGUCGCUCUUGCCCUGCGCGGAGCGCUGGCGGGCGCCUCCAAGACCCUCGAGCAAGGGCACUUCCUAGUCGCUAUCUUGGACGACGUGUACAUCAAGACCACCAGGGCCAGGGCCAGAGCCGCUUCCGACACCACCGCCGGAGCAAUUUACCUCCACGCACACGUGAAUGGCCACCUUGGCAAGUGCCGGGAAAUCGCAGAAUACGCGAGAGGCCACGACGGCGAUAUGUGGGCCACCCUGCGCCGCCUCCUCGCGGACCCCGCAAUGUCGCAAGACGAUAAGCGACGGGCGCGCGCACUGGCAGCAAUGCGAAGCCUGGGCGACACGGAGGACUCGGGCUCCAAAGCCGCCGAACCGGGGGAAGGGCAGCACGGCUGGCAGUCCCACGCUUGUUCCGCACGCAACACACACUACAGGGACAACGUGUUCAUGCCCAGCCUCACCGGGACCAACCAGGGGCACGUGUUCAAGCCCGCGCGGUUCCUGGCAGCCUUGCGCCGGCGCCUCAGGGGCGGCUGGCACCGGCCGCGCACCUUCGACACCGACGGCGCCGCGCUACUUGUAGCCGAAAGGCGGGACCGCGACUCCCUCCAGCUGGUACGCCUGCUUGCCAAGCAGAAAGCGCGGGCCGCGCCGGCCCUCCUCCGCCGCUCCGCGGAGCUCGCGUACACCAACCGCUGGUGGGGGUUCCUGAGCGUCGCGGCCCAGGGCGCGCUCAUGGCCACCCUGACGGGCGACGGCCACCUAGCCUUGGGGGGGGCCGCCGGGGAGGACGACCCAGACCUGGCCGAAGUGCUGCUCGCA
This is a messenger RNA of Prorocentrum cordatum, 1149 nucleotides long. NCBI's taxonomy places the organism in Eukaryota, Dinophyceae, Prorocentrales, Prorocentraceae. The record is from the annotation of a GenBank genome assembly.